UAGUGUCAAAAUUUUAUCAAUUUACGAUGCUGAGAUAAUCUCGGUCAAGCAUCUGAUACGGGUGAUCGUGUCAUUAUAACUAGGUGGAACUGUCGAAAGGCCAUUAGUUCCACGCUUAUUCUCACGGAGUCAAGAUGGGCGAGACAAAACCGCACAAAAUUUGGCUACUCAUAGUUGCCAUUAUCGUGCCAAACGCUGGUGGUUGGGUCGGAGCUGCUCUGUGGCAAGACAAGGACUGGUUCGAGAAUGAGGUCGUGCAACCAUCAUGGAAGCCACCAAAUUGGCUUUACCCAGUCGUCUGGACGAUAGUGUACUCAUUGAUGGGUAUCGCUUCUUACUAUGUAUGGAAGGACGCACCGAGUAAGGAGAAGCUCUACCUUCCACUCGGAGUUUACUGCGUUCAGCUGAUCGUCAACUGGUUCUGGACGCCAUUCUUCUUCAUCUGGCAUAUGAUCCUCGUGUCACUGAUCGACAUCGUGAUCCUGUGGGUGCUGAUCGUUAUCACGAUCUACUUGUUCUUCAGGGUGUCAAAGAAGACAGUAUUCAUGCUGGCUCCCUACAUCGUUUGGGUAACGAUCGCAACUGCUCUGAACGCGAACUACUAUCACCUGAACAAGGAUCUCUAAACCGCAGCUGUGAUAAUUCUGCUAUUUAUUUUACCUGCUCAUAAUUACAUAUUUAUGUAACUGAAAUAGAGUAACAUAAGCGUGAAUUCU
This is a messenger RNA of Diprion similis, 716 nucleotides long. Its product is annotated as tryptophan-rich protein TspO-like. The transcript has 3 exons. Gene Ontology annotation, cellular component: membrane. NCBI's taxonomy places the organism in Eukaryota, Metazoa, Arthropoda, Insecta, Hymenoptera, Diprionidae. The record is from RefSeq and is a predicted model, not a curated record. The coding region runs from base 135 to 626 and encodes 163 amino acids.